This is a messenger RNA of Colletotrichum karsti, 600 nucleotides long. RefSeq lists its product as uncharacterized. The transcript is spliced from 2 exons. The record is from RefSeq and is a predicted model, not a curated record. NCBI's taxonomy places the organism in Eukaryota, Fungi, Ascomycota, Sordariomycetes, Glomerellales, Glomerellaceae. The coding region runs from base 1 to 600 and encodes 199 amino acids.
AUGGUGCUCCUCACAUCAUCUCAAGUCUCAGUUCUGCUGUCGUCGGCCAUCGGUAACACCCGCCCGUUCCCGCAUUCCAGCCCCGUCCCGAGGAAUGGAUACGUGAUCCAGCAGCGAACCCUCAGCCAGUUGCGGGAAGCCAUCAAGCCUGACCGAGACCCGAGGCCCUCGCCCAAGACGUCGUACGUCGUGCCUGAACACCUCAAGAACGUCCCUGGGAAUGGCCAGAACGUGCCGCUGUAUGGGGGCGGAAAGCAGGACCAGAUCGUCAUCGAGGUGAACCCCUCCGUGCCCGAGCACCAGCAACAACCAAAGAAGCUCGCCGGACAGAAGAAGGCGGGCUGGACUUCGGAUAUGUGGAAGAAGAUGAUGCCCUCCGAGAGAGAAGAGCCUGGCGUGAGCAAAGAUGACCUGGAGAAGAUGGAUGAGAGGGAGAGAAACAUCGAGGGGUGGAAGGUCAAGGACCAGAAGCACCCAGACCCAGAUGCCGCCAGCGAGAAGCCCAUCAGCCGUGCCGAAAGGAGGAGGCUGAUCAAGGAGGAGAUCAAGCGUUUGUCGCAAGGGGAGCAGCCGGUUUACUACCAACGACGAUUGUGGUGA